GUUUGCAAGUGUAAGAGCAAAGUUUGUUAGCGCAAAGUUAAAAUCGUAAAUGAAAUGAAAAGGAGACGACCGUUUUGUAGUUCAUGCAACGAUCUUCUCUGACGUCUUUUCUUUCGCUUCCCGCGUAUUCGGAAGUAGCGCCGUCGGAGGGUUUUGAUUAUCUUAAGUAGUUUCAUCCGCUUGAUGGAUCGAGUUGUUCUAUGUUGCCUGCAAUGAUCGCCCGGUUGUUUAUGGGAAUCGUAUUCCUUUAUCCGUGAGCUAUGAGGGUUUCUACGAUGCUGUAGAUUAUGUUGAUUCGUUCGCGGAAAUACAGGUUAGAACCCUUUGGGUUUGUGGAAUUGAGUUUGAUCUUGUGGUUUUGGUGAAUAUGGGGCUUGGAGAGGAGGAAGAUGGUGGCCAUGGUGAGAAUGGGGAGAUGGACCUUGAUGAUGAUGACGACGAAGAUGAGGAUGUGGAUUUCAAUCCCUUUCUCCGUGAUUCUCCUUCCCUGGAAGCGUCUUCGAGCUUGAGCUCGGAAAAUGAAGGAGUUGCUAGGGAGGGGAAUGAUGGGCUGGGAAGGAGUUCGAGUCGUAAGCGCGGUGAUCCGGUAGUGGAAGCAUCUAGCGAAUUUCGAGAACCAAGUGGUGGAGAUGAUCUGCAGACUGAACCCUAUGAAGAAGUCAUUGAUGGGAAGGAAGCAGGUUUGUGCGAAUCAGGGAAAAGGACAAGGCUGCCGAGCGGAGAAAGUCAAAUGGGUGGGCACUCGGAAGAGAAGGAUAUUUUGGCGACUGAAGGUGAUGCAAGCACUAUGAGGAGGGAACAAGAGUUAUUGGAUCAAACUAUGGAUGCAUUGCCCGAUUUGAAUAUCUCCCGGAAACCAGUCAUCCAUGUGCAGAAUGGACAGGGGAAUGAGGAGGAAGAUGAUGAAGAUGCAAUCUGUAGACGGACAAGGGCACGGGUUUCAUUAAGGGAUUUAUCACUAGAUGAACUGGAGAUGUUUCUUCAAGAAUCUGAUGAAGAAGAUUACUUUCAAAAUGUGGAUGAUGAGGAAGAGUAUAGGAAAUUUCUCGCUGCUGUCAUUGGGAAUCCAGAUGCAGAUGGAGAGGGAAAUCAAGAGGCAAAUAGGAAGGAAGACAUCGAAGAUGAUGAUGAAGAUGAUGACGCAGACUUUGAAAUGGAAAUUGAAGCUGCAUUGGAGAGUGACCCUGAUGAAAGCUGGAGUCGGAAGGGUAGAAAAGAGAAGUUGCAGGUCCCAAUUCAUAGGCCUGAAACCAGGCAAAAGAAGCGCCAGAAAGCUGAAAAAAACAAAGACAGGCUUGUGGGGUCGAAUAAGCCUCUAAGACCAUUGUUGCCAUUAACAGCAAACAUACAGGUUGCUCGUUCAUCUGAAUUGGGUGCAAGUAGAUUAUUGGCUGACAGUGUUCAUCCUUUCAAUCCUGCCGUGCCGACUGUGGAUGCAAAUAGUUUUACUGCUCAUCAAAUAGGCCAGUUACACUGUUUGAUAUAUGAGCAUGUCCAACUUCUUAUUCAGGUAUUCUCUUUGUGUGUUCUUGAUCCUGCUCGGCAAGAAAUAGCUGAUAAGGCCAAGGGCCUAAUUUUUGAAUUGGCUGACAAGUGUGAUGAAGCUUUGGCAUGGAAGAAAGUCCCUUACCCAGACUAUUGUUUCCAUCCACCAUUUAUACAUCCUUCUGUAUCCCAAGUUUCUCAGAUGCGGCAGAAUGCAUCUCCUGUGCCUUCUUUUCUAGGGGCUUCUACCAGAGCAAUAAAUGCUGAGAAGUCCUUUAAUGGGCAUGCAAGUGCUGUUCAAGAUAACAGGUAUUCAGGCUGGACUCCUGUGGUGCAUGGACAUGUAGUUUCAGUGCUUGAUGUUGCCCCACUCAGAAUUGCCCGUGAUUACUUGACUGGCAUUGAAGCUGCUGUAUCAUCAUACAAGCAACGGCGUAUUACAGAUAUGGAUCCUCACACUUAUUAUGAAAGAGAACCUCUGUUUCAUGUCCCUAAUCUUCCAUGUGAAGCGACAACAAGAGGUACGAGGGAUGGAGUGUCACCUGGUCGAAGCUCUACACCGUCCAACUCUUGUUCUCAGCCAUCCCAAAAGAAGACCCUGGCUGGUGUUCUUGUAGAAAGCAGUAAAAUGCAGUCAAUUGCUCUUGUUCCUAAGGAUAUUGCACAGUUGGCUCAGAGGUUCCUUCCUCUAUUCAAUGUUGAUUUGUUCCCGCACAAGCCUCCUCCAGCUGCUGCUGUUAACCGGGUGCUUUUUACUGAUGCAGAGGAUGAAUUGCUUGCAAUGGGUCUGAUGAUGUAUAAUUCUGACUGGAAGGCCAUUCAACAGCGUUUUCUUCCUUGCAAAAAGAUUAAUCAGAUAUUCAUUAGGCAAAAGAAUCGUAGUGCUGCAAAAGCACCUGAAAAUUCAAUAAAGGCAGUGAAGAGAAUGAAAUCUUCUCCUUUGUCUCCAGAGGAGAAGGCCUAUAUUGAUCAGGGAAUCAAGGUCUUCAAACUUGACUGGAUGUCUAUCUGGAAAUACUGUGUUCCACACCGUGAUCCUCUAUUGCUACCACGGCAAUGGCGAAUAGCAAUUGGAACUCAAAAAUCGUACAAAACAACUGAAGCUGCAAAAGAAAAACGUCGGCUGUAUGAAGCAAAGCGACGACAAUCAAAACUUGCAAUGACCAGCAAUUUAACAUUAUGUGAACCAGAGGAUAACCAGAUCAGUGGUCCAGAUGGAGAGGAUUAUAGUGGAAAUGAGUAUGAUGAUGAAGAUGAAGCUUAUGUACAUGAAGCAUUUUUAGCUGACUGGAGACCAACUGGUUCAGUUCCUGUCUCACCUGAACUUCCAGUUUCAGCUAAAGUAAGUGACAGCGGAAGACGUUCCCAAGUUGAUGCUUCUAUCUCAGAGGAGGGAUUAGGUUUUCAUAAAUUGGAUGCUUCUCUCAUGCAAGAACAAUCAAAUUCUACUAAGAAAGGCAUCCAUGCCCAAGCUGGUCAAGGCAAAGAUCCUUUACAAGGACAUUCCUACAUGCAUCAUUUUGCAGCCACUGCUUCACCUUCUUCUGAAACUCCAACACAAAUGCCACCUUUCACUAAUAUUAGGUGGACUGAUUGUUAUCUGUCUUCCAGGAAAUUGAUUUCUGACUGUAAGGAGAAGUCAUCAAGGAGUAGGCUGGGUGUGCGACCAUGUCGCAUGCGUAAAACCAGUGGCCUCCAGUUGGUCAAGUUAGCGCCUGAUUUGCCUCCUGUGAAUCUCCCUCCUUCAGUUCGUAUAAUUCCUAAAGCAGCUUUUGGAUGCUACCCUCAUGAAACUUCCUGUAACCUAAAUGCUGUACAUAGAAAAGAGUCCAACGUUAAGAUAUCUGAACCUCAUUUUGUAAAUACUGGAAUGAUCUCUUCCACAAAUGUUGGAAAAGACAGGAAUGCUAGUUCUGUUUAUUCUAGUAAUAGAAAGUUGUGCACAGAGAAUCAGAAUAUGGUUCAAGGUACCUCGGCGGAAAAUGGUGCUGAAGCUGACCUUCAAAUGCAUCCUUUACUUUUCCAGAUGCCUGGAGAAGGUUCGUGGCCCCAUCUUCCAAAUAAUGCUGUUAUAAACUCAAGAUCGCGGAACACUUUCCCAGAAAAUGCAUUUCAGUUGGGCAGUUUGUUUAAGAAGCGGCCAACUCUUGGCACAACUGGUCCACAUUAUCCAGCUCCACACUCAAACCUUUCCUCCUCUAGUAUGGAAACCAUUGAUUUUCAUCCCCUUCUUCAAAGAUCUGUUAGUGUAGACAAGGAACCAACCAGUCAUUCACAUCCAGUGAUUAAUUGUUCUGCCAGUCCAGACUCUGCUCCUGUUUUGUCAGAUGCCUGUGGAACUAAGUCACAAGUGAUUAAUCUAAGUGCUUCGUCAGGUGGUCAUGAGAGAAGUGAUGAACCAAAUUUGGAUUUCCACUUGCAUCUUGGUGGCAAUCGGAUGGUUGCUGAUGGGAUUACAAUUAACCGUCCCUUGCUCUCUCUCAAGGACAGUAGGAGCAUAAAGGAUAGUCAGACUUGCAAUGACGAAGGCCAUCCUUCUGGAUCGCAUACAGGACUUGGUUCCUUUGUGCACUCAGUUUCAAGCGUUGCUGUUGCUGAACGAAGGUCUAUAACUGAUGAUCAUGGAGAACCUAAUGUACAAGGACCUCUAGAGGUGCAUCAGCAUAAUCAAGCCCUUUCAGAAAUAGUAAUGGAGCAAGAAGAGUUAAGUGACUCUGAGGACGAUAUUAGAGAAAAUGUUGAGUUUGAACAUGAAGAAAUGGCUGAUUCGGAAGAAGAAUCACAUCAUUGUCAGCUGGGCACUGCACAGAGUAAGGAAGCUUCAAAUGUGGAAUUUGAAGAAGAGAUUCUUUCAGAUGAUGAGAACUCUUUGCCAAGGAGAAGCCGAAUUUUUGUUCCUGAUGGUAGAUUAAUCGGUGAUGAAAGAGUUGUAUUUGACCAUUCUAUUGUGGCAGAGAAAGGGCCGAAAUCCUCAAGAAAGUCUAGGCAGGCAUUCUCACAUCUGUCUACUUCAGAGUUCUCUUCUAGACCUAUUUGUCAAAAUAUGAACAAGAAGAAAGUCAGACACAGUUCUCAGAAGGCGCUGCAUAUACAUCGAAGUAAAUUAAAGAGGACAACAAAAAUGGUAGCUUGUAAGAGUUCUACAUAAUGGGAAUGCAUCAGGCCUCUAUUUUCUUAUGUUAAGAACCUCUAUGACCACUCAGGCCAAGAAAACUUGGUUACUGGUAACUGUCAACUAAAAGAGCAGAUUGUUAGGUGUUCCAGGUUCUCACUAUCACUCGAGUUCGGUAGUUUCUCUUCCAAAGAAAUAUUUAGUCUACUUCAAUUGGACAUCCUCAUGCAUGUGUCUCAUGUCCCUGAUGUAUAUUCCCCAGAUAUUUUUGUUUGACAGAAGUGUAUAUCCAAAAGAUACUAGUCUCAGUCUCUUAACACCCUACACUUGUUAAUUGAGGGUUUUGUUUUUUUCUCGAGUUCAUAUUUCUGUAGGGUUGUGUCUCUAUUUUCUGUUUCUUCUUUAUCUGUUAUUUGAAAAAAUAUGAAUAAACUGUAUUUUGUAAUAUUAAACAGGCCUUCUAUCAUAUUUGGCAUGUUCCUGAUC
Nymphaea colorata (pocket water lily) is the source of this 5083-nucleotide messenger RNA. RefSeq lists its product as uncharacterized. The record is from RefSeq and is a predicted model, not a curated record. Gene Ontology annotation, molecular function: transcription coregulator activity. The transcript has 10 exons. Bases 368 to 4633 code for a protein of 1421 amino acids. Gene Ontology annotation, biological process: regulation of DNA-templated transcription. NCBI's taxonomy places the organism in Eukaryota, Viridiplantae, Streptophyta, Magnoliopsida, Nymphaeales, Nymphaeaceae. Gene Ontology annotation, cellular component: nucleus.